Messenger RNA from Oreochromis niloticus (Nile tilapia), 7770 nucleotides. RefSeq lists its product as uncharacterized. Gene Ontology annotation, molecular function: nucleic acid binding; zinc ion binding. The record is from RefSeq and is a predicted model, not a curated record. The coding region runs from base 1061 to 7045 and encodes 1994 amino acids. NCBI's taxonomy places the organism in Eukaryota, Metazoa, Chordata, Actinopteri, Cichliformes, Cichlidae. The transcript is spliced from 2 exons. Gene Ontology annotation, biological process: DNA integration.
CUGUCCCUGAGACGGUUAAAAUAAAGUUGUUUAUUUCAUAUGUUUCUGUGAUAGAGAGAUGCUUAAUAAUUACAAGAUAAGUUGAUAAAAGUGUAAAAUUGAUUAAAAAAAACAUGUCUAAAAUAUGUGACAAAAUAUGGGUUUGUAAAGUGCUGUAAAGUUUGUAUGAGGUAGAGUUUGUAAUGGUCACAUGACCAGAGUUUGGUUGAGAGCGCAACCAUGGCAUGGUGAAGCUAGCAUGGAUACAGAGCUACAGAUGCAUCUACAGUCGCAACGUUAAUGUCAUUCUGCAUGUGGUCCAAGAGGCGCACACGUUUUCACGGUGUCUGAAGACAAUAAUAGUCAGAGAGAGAGAGAAAUAAAUUUCCGAAGACAUCAGUAUGAUGCGUGGCCAUUCUUUGUUGGACCCCUGUAGUUACAGUGAAAACGUACCGCCAACGUGGCUGGAAGCUCGACGUUAGAAGCAGUGUAUGUUCCAGAAUAAGAAAAGAAGAAAGGUUCUUGACAGCGCAGUGUGUGUGGUUCGAGAACACAGCGGAAAAGAGGCUUGCAAACUCAAAAAGAGGAAACACCAUUAUUGGCGCUUUGGACGGCAACGACCACGACUUCACCAAUAGAGGGCGACAUUGACCACCAUAAACUACAGCUCUGCAACUCUCUGCCGCUGCACACAGCAAGAACUGUAUAAUCCCUGGCGGUCUUCAAGGAAAAGAUAACGGCUCUGCAUUCAGCGUCAGGUUGGGCUGUGAUAUAUGCACAACUGUUAGUAAAGUUUGGAGAGGUCUAUUAAAAUAAUAAUUUAUUUUGUAUGAGAAAUGUUUUGAGUUAAAGGUAACCAACCUGUCAUUAUAGCCAAACUGUUCCCUUUUAUUUUACAAGUGGUGUUGUUUAAAGUAUUCUAAUAAUGUUUAAGAGUUCAACUUAAAAGAAGACUAACAAGGGGUGUAGUUAAGCAAACUGUUGCAAGAAUCAGAUUGUAUUGAGAAUUAUAUGUUUGCCAGGAUCGCAUGUACAUAUAGCAACAACUUGUUUAUGCAGCAGGUUUGGUGAAACAUGUACAAUGUCAGUAAACACAGAAAAAUCACAUAUUGAAGAAUGCAGAGAACAAAUUGAUUCCCUUAAGGGAGAGUUGAGUAGAUUGAAUGAACAAUUGAAAUUACAGACUGAUGAUGUUGAAAGGGAGAAAUUGGAGUUACUCAUAGGUGAUAUUCAUGCUAAAAUAGAAAUCAAGCAGAAGCCUGCCUCUAAUACUUCAAGACUAGAGCCCAGGAAAUCCUCAAGGGAGCGAAAGUUAACGCCCAAAAUGCUAGAACUUAAGCAACAAGAGUUUUCUCAGAAGGAGAGUAAAUUUAUCAAACUAUAUGAAAGCUGGAAAGAACAAGUUAAAGCUACACGUUCCAAACUUAAAGAAGAGUGCUCUGACCAGGAAUUAGCUGACAUGAUGGAUACUGUCGAAGGGCUGGAGACACAAGUGAAAAAUACAUACGAAGAUAUAAGAUCGCAGUCAGCCCCUUCUACUGAGACUAGAAGAAAAAUUGAUUCCUGCACAGCAGUUACAGCGGACUUGAUGAGAAUACUUAAAGUACGUAUGAGUGAAGUGGGGCAAGAAGAGUUUGAUGCUAAGGCAGAAAAUGCGAGACUUCACAUGGUGCUAGACAGAGAAUAUGCUCAGUCAAUAUUUGGGACUACAAUCUCCCGACCUUCUGUACGUAGCUACCGCUCAAGCUGUUUAUCGGAGCAGCAAAGCAUCAAUGCAAAAAAGGCAGAGUGUGCUGCACAGCUUGCCGCGAAGCAGGCCGAGAUAGAGAUGGAGGAGGCUAUUGCUACACAAAGGCAAGAGCUUAAAAGACUAGAAAAUCAGCGAGAUCUUCAGGUAAUAACUGCAAAGCUAAAAGCUUAUUCUCAAGCAGAUUCAAGUGAAGCCUGUGGAGAAGACAAAAGCGCACACAGUGAGGUAGUCAGUUGUCCUCCAUUAGCUCCUGAAGAAAUCAUACCAGAGAAAACCUACAAGAAUAAUAACAAUGAACAACCAAACAAUAAUAACAAUGAGUCAUUGUUAAUGCAAGCCUUGCAUGACACAAUGGUCCUCACCAGACUUCCUGCACCUGAGCCCCCAGUCUUCUCAGGGGACCCACUUAAGUUCUUAGAGUGGAGCACUAGUUUCAAAGCUUUGAUAGAACGGCGAUGCACAAAUCCAGCUGACAGGUUGUUCUACCUACGCAAAUACAUCAGUGGAGAAGCACGGUCUGUAUUGGAGGGAAGCUUUUACAGAAAAGAUGACGAAGCAUAUGACCAAGCUUGGGAAGCUUUGAAUGCUCGGUAUGGCCACCCCUUUGUAAUUCAGCGUGCAUUUAGGGAAAAACUGAACAACUGGCCAAAGAUUGGUUCAAGAGAGUCGCUUAAACUGAGACAGUUCAGUGAUUUUCUGACAGCCUGCAGCAAUGCUAUGCCAUACAUCAAAGAACUGCAGGUGUUAAAUGACUGUGAAGAGAAUCAAAAAUUGCUCCAAAAACUUCCUGACUGGGUGACUUCUCGUUGGAAUCGUCAUGUCACAGUGCAGUUACGGCAAACAGAAGAAUAUCCAAGCUUCAAACAAUUCGCUGACUUUGUUGCACAAGAAGCGGAAGUUGCAUGCAAUCCCGUAACAUCAUUUCAUGCCUUGAAACACACUGAAGAAAGGUCAGCUAGAGACAUAAAGCGUCCAAGGGCUAAUGCAUACAUCACAAAUGUGAAAGCAUCGGACAGAACAACCACAGGAUACAGCGGAGUGGAGAACAAUUCAAAUGAGGCUGAUAUAGAAAGAAAAGCACAUGCUUUGCCAUCAAACUCAGUCACAUGUAUUUGCUGUGGAGAAAGCCAUUCUAUUCACAAAUGCCAGACCUUUGUUAAAAUGUCCGUGGAGAACAAGAGAAAGUUCAUACUCGACAAUAACCUGUGCUUUGGCUGUCUCAGAAGAGGACACAAUUCAAAAGACUGUAAGCGCAAGGCGACUUGUGGGGUUUGUAAAAAACAUCAUCCAACAGCUCUUCACGAAGACCGUCCAACGACUGCAGUGAACACAUCAUCACAUAGAACGCAGGCAGAAGAAAACAUCUCUGCACUUUCUUGUUGCAUGGACAGAGGAGAUGGUGGGAGCACAUCCAUGAUAGUCCCUGUGUGGGUUUCUUCAACCACCACUCCAGAGAGAGAGACCUUAGUGUAUGCUCUAUUAGAUACACAGAGCAGCAACACUUUUGUAGAUCAAGGGGUAUGUGAGGAGAUGGGGAUGAGUUUAGAGCCAGUGAAGUUAAAGCUAACCACUAUGAUGGGAAGAGAUUCCAUUGUUCAGAGCGAAAGAGUUAGUGGGCUCAGAGUUAGAGGGUUUUCCUCCAAAAGCUUUAUCAACUUGCCACUUGCCUAUACCAGAGACUUCAUCCCACUUGAACGUUCACACAUUCCCACCUCUGAAACUGCCAAAAGAUGGAAACAUCUAAUCAGAAUAGCACAGGAGAUGCCCGAGUUGAUGGAUUGCAAGGUCGGGCUGUUAAUAGGCUAUGACUGUCCUAGAGCACUGGCACCACGGCAGGUAAUCGCGGGAGGUGACGAAGAGCCAUAUGCAAUCAAGACAGACCUGGGCUGGAGCAUUGUUGGCAGUUCACAAAAAAUGGCAACAUCAGCAGAAGUGACAGGCCUGUGCCAUCGCUUAUCUGUUAAGGAACUUCCACCCUUGACACCAGCCACCAUCAUCAGAGUACUUGAGUCAGAUUUCAAAGACACAGCUCCUGGAGAAAAGAGCAUAUCACAAGAUGACAUACAGUUCAUGCAUCUGCUAAAUGAGAAAAUACACCAGAAUGCUGAUGGGCAUCUAGAGAUGCCACUUCCCUUUAAGGCACGCCCUCAGCUGCCAGAAAAUAAGCGUCUGGCUCUGGUGCGGCUUAAGCAGCUGAAAGGGAAGUUUGAGAAAAACCCCAAAUUUAAGGACGAUUAUGUAAGGUUCAUGGACAAUGUGUUCAAGGAAGGUGAUGCUGAAAGAGCUGAAGAUGAUCCCAAAGAAGGAAAUAUGUGGUAUAUUCCACAUCAAGGCGUCUAUCACCCAAGAAAACCAGAAAAAAUCAGGGUUGUGUUUGACUGCUCUGCAAAGUACAGUGGCACAGCUCUGAAUGAUCACCUCUUGACUGGGCCUGACCUCAUCAACAGUUUGACUGGAGUACUCUGCCGAUUUCGCCAACAUCCAAUUGCAAUCAUCUGUGAUGUAGAGAAGAUGUUUCACAGAUUUCAUGUAAACAGAGAGGACAGAAAUUACUUGCGAUUCCUGUGGUGGGAAAAUGGUGAAACAAACACAGAGCCAAAAGAAUAUUGCAUGAAAGUCCAUCUUUUCGGGGCCGCAUCCUCACCAGGCUGCGCAAAUUAUGCAAUGAAGUAUCUUGCGAGCCAAAAUGAAAGGGAACACCCCACAGCAGCCAACUUCAUAAGAAGUAGUUUCUAUGUUGAUGAUGGGCUAAUCAGUGUAAAAACUGUGAAUGCAGCCAUUGAACUAGUGAGAGAUGUGCGGAAGGUGUGUGCAAAGGCAAGACUACGGCUCCACAAGUUCAUAUCCAACAACAGAGAAGUCCUGGAGUCAAUUCCAGAUAGUGAACGAGCUAGUGGAGCCCAGGAUGUGGACAUCAGUCAUCAUGAACUCCCAGUUCAGACUGUGUUGGGAGUAAGGUGGAGUGUAAGCAGUGACACCUUUUCCUUUAAAGUUGUCCUGGAGGAGAAACCAGUAACACGACGGGGAAUUCUGUCCAUUAUAGCCUCUGUGUUUGACCCAUUAGGCUUCUUAGCUCCUUUCCUUCUAAUAGGAAAGAAAAUUCUACAGGAAAUGUGUCUAAAGAGCAUUGGAUGGGAUGAGCCACUGCCUGGUGAAUUGAAGCCACAGUGGGAGAGUUGGGUCACUGAUCUGAAGAACCUGCAGAGGCUCCAAAUCCCAAGAUGCUUUGUACCUGAAAGCCUUGGGAAAGUCCAGAGAAUAGAACUCCACCACUUUUCAGAUGCGAGCAAUCGCGGGUAUGGUCAGUGCUCAUAUAUCCGGGUGGUGAGUGAAGACAGAGUGUAUUGCUCCUUAGUCAUGGGCAAAGCAAGAGUUGCACCCACGAGAGUUGUAACCAUACCAAGGCUGGAAUUAACAGCAGCAGUGGUGUCCUCAGCAGUCAGCAGAAUGCUAAAAGAGGAACUGGAGCUCAAAAUUGACCAAGAGUAUUUCUGGACUGAUUCACAGGUGGUUUUGGGCUACAUUAACAAUGAAGCCCGCAGAUUUCACGUUUUUGUUGCUAAUAGAGUGCAAAGAAUCAGAGAAGCAACUGAUCCAGCACAGUGGCACUAUGUUGACACCAAUCAAAAUCCAGCGGAUCACGCUUCCAGAGGCCUCACAGUAGCGGAACUGAUCAGUUCAAAUUGGCUCGUUGGACCUCAUUUCCUGUGGGAAAGAGAGUUUGUCACAUCAGACUCAGCUCCAGACCUUCUGGUAGGUGAUCCAGAGAUCAAAACGACACAAAUACUACAAACAAAGGUAGUAGAGGACGGGAACUUCUUGGAGAGACUCAAAAGGUUCUCAAAAUGGCAUACAGCAGUAAAUGUAGUUGCUAGGAUCCAGCAACUAGCCAAAAGAGCCAAUGCAACAAAGGGUAUAAAUGUGGAAGACAGGAGAAAAGCAAGUCAUGUGCUUAUAAAAUUAGCACAAGAAGAUGCUUUCAAGGAGGAAAUACAAACACUGAGCCAUGGUAAAUUACCACAGAGCCAUCCUUUGUUCCAACUUGACCCAAUAGUGCAAGACGGUGUUCUCAGAGUAGGAGGGCGGUUAAGGAAGGCUUCCUUACCGCUUGACUUGAGGCAUCCAAUAAUCCUACCCAAACAUGGCAUAAUUACACACCUGAUUUUAGAUCAGUGCCAUGAGAAAACCCAGCAUCAAGGCAGAGGACAGACACUUAAUGAGCUGAGAUCAAAUGGCUUCUGGGUUGUUGGUGGGAGCAAAGUCGUGGCUAAUCACAUUAAGCAAUGUGUUACAUGCAGGAGAGCUCGCAGGCCAACAGAAACACAAAGGAUGGCUGAUUUACCGGCCGCUCGUGUUGACCCCUCACCACCAUUUUCCUAUUGCGGGAUGGAUUGCUUUGGACCUUUCCAUACUAAGCAAAACCGCAAGGACUAUAAGAGGUACGGUCUUAUAUUCUCUUGUUUGUCCUCUAGAUCAGUCCACAUAGAAAUGUUGGAAGAUCUCACGACAGAUGCCUUCAUAAAUGCUUUACGGUGUUUUAUAGCUAUUCGUGGAGCCAUCAGACAAAUCAGAUCUGAUCAAGGAACAAACUUUGUUGGGGCAAAAAAUGAACUGACAAAGGCCUUAAAGGAAGUAGAUAAGGACAGACUGUCUGCUUACCUGGCCAGGAAACAGUGUGACUUUGUUAUGAAUGUGCCCGACGCCAGCCACAUGGGAGGUGUUUGGGAACGGCAGAUAAGGACAGUCAGGGGUGUCUUAACCAAGGUCCUUUCACAGAGUGCUGGAAGAUUAGAUGAUGCUUCUUUGAGAACAUUUUUCUAUGAAGCCAUGUUGAUUGUUAAUAGCCGUCCUCUCACCACCGACAGCAUCAGUGAUCCCAAAGGCUUAGAGCCACUCACCCCAAACCAUUUACUCACCAUGAAAACCUCUGUACCACUGCCUCCACCUGGAAAAUUUGUGCCAGAAGAUCUGUAUGCCAGGAAAAGGUGGCGCAGAGUUCAAUAUUUGGCAGAGCAAUUCUGGAGUAGAUGGAGGAAUGAGUACCUCACAAAUAUCACACUAAGACAACGCUGGCACUCUCCAAGACGAAAUGUUAGAAUAGACGACAUUGUCAUUGUGAAAGAAGAAGGAAUCCCUCGGAGUGAAUGGAAGCUUGGGAGAGUACUGGAUGUUUGCAAAGAUGAAGACGGUCUGGUUCGAAAAGCCAGAAUACAACUAGGAAAUAGAAAACUAUCGAAAGAGGGUGAAAGGCUCAAUAAACCAUCCACUCUUGAACGCCCUAUACAUAAAUUAGUGGUCCUAAUAGAAAGUAAUUAGAAUGUCCCAGUGGAACUUCUGUAAAUGUGUAUGGGAUGGUUAAAGUAUUAGACUUGACUUGCAAGUUGGUCACAAUUAAGUACUGUUUGGUUCUGUAAAUUCCUAGAUUUAUUCAAAUUACUCACAUUUCAUAAAUCAUAGUAAUUUGGUGGGAGUGUAACUGUCCCUGAGACGGUUAAAAUAAAGUUGUUUAUUUCAUAUGUUUCUGUGAUAGAGAGAUGCUUAAUAAUUACAAGAUAAGUUGAUAAAAGUGUAAAAUUGAUUAAAAAAAACAUGUCUAAAAUAUGUGACAAAAUAUGGGUUUGUAAAGUGCUGUAAAGUUUGUAUGAGGUAGAGUUUGUAAUGGUCACAUGACCAGAGUUUGGUUGAGAGCGCAACCAUGGCAUGGUGAAGCUAGCAUGGAUACAGAGCUACAGAUGCAUCUACAGUCGCAACGUUAAUGUCAUUCUGCAUGUGGUCCAAGAGGCGCACACGGUAUGGUUUCAUGUAUAAUGUUUGUAUAAUGUUGCAUACGUGUUCUACACUUGUAAUGAGAGGACAUUUUUGUGAUAUACAUUAUUGUGCAUUUUUUCUGUUCUGCUUGCACAGGACUGUUUAUGGACAAUGAUAUGAGAGACUGAUAAGCUCAAACAGUUAUGUUGUAAACUUUGUGUUUCUUCAGUUUUCACGGUGUCUGAAGACAAUAAUAGUCAGAGAGAGAGAGAAAUAAAUUUCCGAAGACAUCA